AUGGCGGACAAGAUGGCGGACAAGCCUCCGGCGGCUGAAGAAGAUGGAGGGCUGCUGAUGGAGUUCUUCGUGAGCAUGGUGACGCCGGGCAUGGUGGGACCCCGCCUCGAGCGACUUCUGUUCGGGUGCCUGGGCGCCCUCGCUCUCGUGCUGGUCCUCGUCUGGUGGCGCGCCGGCCCCGACGUGGCACCCCACGCCCUCGCCCUCCUCGCCCUCACCGCCCUCCUCUCCGCCUCCCUCUUCUGGGUGCUGGGCGAGCUGCGGGUCGCGAAGGAGCAACAGAGCGCGAAGCAGCAGCAGCAGGGCGGCAAGACGAAGAAGAAGAAGAAGGUCACCAAGAAGGAGAACAACGCCACCAACGCCGUCGCCGCUGGCAAGCAGCUGAAGGCCACCACCAACGACAAGAAUAAGAAGAAGAACAAGAAGAAGAAGAGCAAAGCCAACUGA
Molecule: messenger RNA, 447 nt
Organism: Acanthamoeba castellanii str. Neff
Lineage: Eukaryota; Discosea; Longamoebia; Acanthamoebidae
Exons: 2
Coding region: 1-447 (148 amino acids)
Source: RefSeq, a predicted model, not a curated record